AUGGAGACCUCACUGAACAAGUUUUUAUGCUACCUCCAGAAGGGUUCUCAUCCACGGACCACCCUCAAUAGAUUUGCAAGCUCCAAAAAGCUUUGUAUGGUCUCAAACAGGCCCCUAGGGCAUGAUGACAUCCUAGUUACCGACAAUGAUCUAACUCUUAUUGCAAAAGCAGUUCAUGAUCGCAAUAAUCAGUUUACACUUAAAGUGCUGGGACCGGUGCAUUAUUUUUUAGGCUUUGAAGUGAACAGGAAUUCCACUGGUUUGCUACUUACUCAGACCAAGUACGCACAAGAGCUUCUUGCCAAAGCUAAUAUGGAGGGUUGUAAGCCGUGUGUUACACCCAUGGCAAUUGGUACCAAGCUGAGUAAAGAAGAUGGUGACUUAUUUAAACAACGUACUCUUUAUAGGAGCAUUAUUAGUGGACUUCAAUACCUUAGGUUAUCUAGACCUAACUUAGUUUUCACUAUUAACAAAAUAAUUCAGUUCUUACAUAAUCCCACCAUGCUUCAUUGGACAGCAUGUAAGCGAGUCCUACGGUAUAUUCAAGGCACCUUGCAUCAUGGUGUUGUCUUCCAUAAGCACUCUCAUUUUCAGCUUAAGGCCUACGUUAAUGCCGAUUGGGCCAGUGACAUUAAUGAUCAACGCUCGACGAGUGGAUAUGCAAUCUUUUUUGAUGAUAAUUUGGUUCAAUGGAGCUCAAAGAAGCAAAAGGUCGUAUCGUUGUCAUCCACUGAGGCUGAGUAUAGAGCCUUAAGUCAAGCUGCCAUUGAAGUGGUCUGA
Molecule: messenger RNA, 780 nt
Organism: Pistacia vera
Lineage: Eukaryota; Viridiplantae; Streptophyta; Magnoliopsida; Sapindales; Anacardiaceae
Exons: 2
Coding region: 1-780 (259 amino acids)
Source: RefSeq, a predicted model, not a curated record